UGACUAGUAUUAUUUUUAAUCCAAGCAGUUUAUAUUUCUUCAUCACAAAUAAAGCGUUGUGGUAAUGAUAAAAUAAAAUAGAGCAAAGUUUUUUUUUUAAUUUAUAGGGAUGUAAUUUAUAAAAGCAUUUUAAAAAAAUUUUAAGUUCUCGUAUGCUUCCUUGUUGUUACACAUAUCAUCUAUAAUGAGCCGCGUUUACAUAACUGGUUAUUUUCAAUUAAAAAGAAACCAACUGCAAGACUUUAAAGGAAACAAUCCAAUGUUUACAUCAAAGUUGUGAAACAAAUCUUAACGCUUCUUUGGUGUUUGAACAAUCGUAACAUAAUAACUAAAACGCAAAUUCUGCUAUUCUACGCACAUUGUUGAGUAACGGAGUGUUCUUAAAAAAUUACGCAUUCUGCUUCUUGCUUUGUAUGUUUUAAAUCAAUGAAUCGCCAUAUCUCUAUUUCAUCUUAACUUUGUAUAAAUUAAUUGUUUGGUGGUUUAUUUUGAAAUAGAGUCAUGGAAUCUCUUUUUUUCUAAGAAAUGGUUUGGAGAGCCAACAGUCCAUUCAAUACUUUAUGAUUGAGGAUAAGCCUAAAUUUCGGGGUUUUUUCAUUGAAAAUUCUAUGUUUGAACAAUCAAGCUAGUUGUAUAAAAAAUAAACUACUUUAUGACAGCAUUGUUUUAUACAAAGAGCGACAAAGAUUCAUCAGCUGUUUUUUAGUCAAUUAACCAAAAAAUAAACUUGGUAUAGAAUAAACAUGCAGUAAUGAAAUUAGUUCUGUAAAAAGUUUUGAUAUCACACCUUCGAAGACAAUAUUUAAAGAUUUGAUAUUUGUACGUAAUAAAAAUUCAACUUUAAAAAAUGGAAGCAGCUCAGCCUUUAAUUGUACUUCCCACGGAUGUAGUUGGGUCUAUCGAGAAUAGAACUUCAUCAAAUCAAAAAUUUAUUGUAACGCAUAAUGGUCGUUUUCACUGUGACGAUGUAUGUGCUGUCGGGUUUUUGUUAUUGUUACCCGAGUACAAAAACUGUAUAGUUGUUCGAACACGUGAUGAAGAAAUCAUUGAGAAAGCCGAUGUUGUAGUCGAUGUUGGAGGAGUAUACGAUGCUGAAAAUUAUAGAUUUGAUCAUCACCAAAAAGGAUUUUCUGAAUAUUUCAAUUCAACUUGUAACGUAACGAAACUAAGUAGUUUCGGUCAAGUCUAUAAAUUUUUUGGAAAACGACUUUUAAGGGAAAUUUUUUCCAUACCUGAGGAAGAUGUGAAUAUUAUUUACAACCUUUUAUACAAAUCUUUUGUUGAAGCGAUAGAUGCUAUUGAUAAUGGUGUCAACAUCACUCCUCCUGGCGUAGAUCCUCUCUAUCGUAUUUCAACUGAUCUUUCAUCUCGGGUUGCUAGAAUGAAUUCCAGCUGGAAUGAUUGGAAUCCUGACGAUUUUAUUUCAAAAGAAGCUUUUAUUAGCUCAAUACGUAUAGCUAUGGAGGAUUUCAUUUUCUCUAUUCUCUCGUACCGUGAUAACUGGCUUCCAUGCAAAAAUAUAGUGUACAAUGCUUACAAAGCACGUUUUGAAACGCAUCCAUCUGGGUAUAUUAUUGCUUUAGAAUUAGGAUGUCCUUUUGAGACUCACUUGGAAAUUAUAGAGGAAUCUGAAAAAAGAAAAAACGAAGAAAAUAAAAACCAAGAACAAGAAACAUUCAAACCGUUUAUACCAGUUUUCUUUGUUGUGUACCCGGACUGCCCCAAAAAGAACACAUGGCGACUAAAAACAGUUCGUAUAAACAAAAGUUCCUUUGCUUCACGUUUACCUAUCCCGAGUCGUUUUUGUGGGCUUCGUGAUAACAUGCUAAAUUUUCCUGGAAUUCGUUUUGUUCAUCAUCAAGGUUUUCUCGCUGGAGCCGAUUCUAAAGAAUCCGCCAUUUCUUUAGCCCAUCUCACGCUUUGUGAAGCAAACGUUUGGCAUGACUCUCCUUAAAACAACUUAAGAACUUGGUCUAUUUUAGUUGAUAAAAUUAA
This is a messenger RNA of Hylaeus volcanicus, 1995 nucleotides long. RefSeq names its product MYG1 protein-like. NCBI's taxonomy places the organism in Eukaryota, Metazoa, Arthropoda, Insecta, Hymenoptera, Colletidae. The record is from RefSeq and is a predicted model, not a curated record. Gene Ontology annotation, cellular component: cytoplasm; nucleus. Bases 848 to 1954 code for a protein of 368 amino acids. The transcript has 10 exons.